Messenger RNA from Exophiala spinifera, 918 nucleotides. RefSeq lists its product as uncharacterized. Lineage: Eukaryota; Fungi; Ascomycota; Eurotiomycetes; Chaetothyriales; Herpotrichiellaceae. Gene Ontology annotation, cellular component: mediator complex. The transcript has 2 exons. Gene Ontology annotation, biological process: regulation of transcription by RNA polymerase II. The record is from RefSeq and is a predicted model, not a curated record. The coding region runs from base 1 to 918 and encodes 305 amino acids. Gene Ontology annotation, molecular function: transcription coregulator activity.
AUGGCAGAUGAUACUGAUCAACAUCGUGACAAACGCCCCAGACUAGACGAUGACGGAAACACCGACCGAAUAGAAGGAGGAGCCUUUCCAACUGCCACGAAUCACGAUCGGCAAGAUUCCAUGGACGUAGAUGUUGACGAAGACAGGGGUGGUCAGGUGGUCAAGACCCCUGGUGGAAUUGCGGCGGGUGAGAUGACUGCUCUGGAACAGUUACAGGAAGACAUGGGUGAACCAUUCCUUCUCUGUCGAUCCAAAGUUGAACGCCAAAAACCGGACCCGCAACAACAUUUACUAGCGUUAUAUGGUUUAGGCCCGCUGCUGCGAACUGUCGCACGUACCGAUCCUCGGACAGGAGAGAAGAUUAACAAAUUGCGGAAGUCUUAUGAAGGGCAGAUCAAAAGUUUUGGUUUAGCAGGUCGCAACAAGCCCGUCAAAGGAGAGCGGAAUGUCGAAGAAGAUCAACCUGGACCACUGCGGCGAAUGGCUGGCUCAUCGGCGUGGGGACUGCAACCAGAGGAGCAAUGGAACGCGGAGCACGCGACACCCAAGAUCGAAGUCACCCCGGAUUUCAGAGCGAAGCUCAAACAGGCAAUGCAAAUGCAGCCAGGGACUGUUAGGAAUAAUGCCUAUUGGGAAGAUAUCCUCGGAUUCGACAAGCCAAAGCCGAACGCGCUACCUCCCCAACAGAAGUCUCACCCUCCGACCCCGGUGCAUGUUUCAAACGGUAUUUCUCGACAGCCCGCACAGCCGACAGCAGAGGCGAAGAGGCAAACCCGUGGCAAGAAGCGGAGUUAUGGUGAUGAUAGUUUUGUGGGAUAUGGAGAAGGCUUUUCGGACCAGGAGGACGGUGUCGACGGAGACGACUACGGCGGCCAAAGGAAACGCAAGAAGGUGAUGAUGACGACAACGAGUUCUUGA